Molecule: messenger RNA, 1158 nt
Organism: Cryptosporidium muris RN66
Lineage: Eukaryota; Apicomplexa; Conoidasida; Eucoccidiorida; Cryptosporidiidae
Exons: 1
Coding region: 1-1158 (385 amino acids)
Source: RefSeq, a predicted model, not a curated record
AUGGGUAAUUACUCUUCCAAUUAUAUAAGUAUACAAGAUAAAGAAGUUUCUCAGUAUAAUUACUUUGCUUAUGGUGGUAUAUACCUAGAUCGCUAUGGUGGUUCAAUAGGACUUAACUUCAACAAUAAGUAUUAUGGCUCUUCUAUUAAGGCUUUAAUCAAAAGUAAAAACAUCACAGAACUUUUACAAGAUAUUAAUGAUCUGAACCAACAGAUAGUACAGCUACAAGAAAAUAUUAAAAUAUUAAAUAAUAUAGUUAAUUUGAACUCUAAAGGCAAAAUAAGCAAUAAUAUAUAUGAUAACCCUGAAACAGAAAAAUUCAAUACAUUUCAGAAUUGGAUUAACAUUUUAUUUAGUACAGAUAAAAAUUUAUGUGUUUUGGAUUUAUCUGAUGAUUAUAAAGAAAAAAUAAUAAGUAAAGGUAUCCAAAACUGGGGAUUUAAAGAUCAUAACCAUUUAUGUAGCUCUAAUAAAAUACAGAAGUGUUACUUUAAUAUUAGUCAAUAUCUUUACAACUUAUAUUUAGAUGAUAUACAUAAUCUAAUAAUUAAGAAAAGAGAAAUACAAACAAAGAUAUUUUAUAUUUCUGAUUUAUCAAAGAAAAUUGCCAAAAUUAUAUAUAGUCAUUUAAUAUGUAAAGGUUCUAAUAUAUUGGAUAUAGGUAAAGGUAUAAUUCAACAACAAAUAUAUGACAAUGACAAUUCUUCAGUAGAUAUAAACAAUUUACUACAAACAGUGUCUACUGAAGAUGAAGUUUAUUUUCUACAAGAUGAUGAACAAAAAUGUAUAGUAGGUGAUAUUCUAAACAUAUACAAAUUUAUUCUGGAUCAUAACUUUAAUAUCAACUUUCAGAAUUUUAUCUGGAUGAUACAAGGAGAAAACCAGAUACUCGAUAACUAUACUUUAUACUAUAUUGGAGAGGUUUUUAGUAUAAUACUUAAUGGAAAUAGAGAUGAUAAAUUUGUACUAUGUAAACAGAUUAUUUCUGAAGAUACUCUGUAUGAUAGUAAUGUCUGUAAUCACUCUGAGAUCUUAGAAAUGAAAAUCGAUCUGUUAAAUUUUCUUCUAUAUACUCCUAUUGAAAUUGUAAAGUUAAUAUAUAAUAGAACUUAUUAUACAUUUAAAACUAAGAAAUACAGAUACAGGUUACCAAUAUAG